Cydia fagiglandana is the source of this 1006-nucleotide messenger RNA. RefSeq lists its product as uncharacterized. The record is from RefSeq and is a predicted model, not a curated record. NCBI's taxonomy places the organism in Eukaryota, Metazoa, Arthropoda, Insecta, Lepidoptera, Tortricidae. The transcript is spliced from 2 exons. Bases 87 to 884 code for a protein of 265 amino acids.
CAUACGGACAGAUGCGUGACAAAAUUUUAGUAUAAAAGCCGGGUUUUAAUGCUAUUAUUUGCCAUAAUUAUACAAAAAUAGCCACAAUGAUUGCUAAAUAUUUGUUAGGAUUAUUCUUAUGUUUGCUAGUCACAGAAAAUAUAGGUAGCACGGCUGCUUUUAAACUUAUUCCGAUGAAUAUGAACAUCAGAGACAUUUUUUAUGAAGAUAUCGAUGAGAUAUUCUCCGAGGAAAUAUCUGAAGAGAUCUCUUAUGACAUUAGCGAGGAAAUUACUUACGACUACACUGAUGACUUGAUCAGAAGAAUGAUCAGCGGGAUGAUUUAUGAACAAUCCACAACAGAUUCAUAUAAAAAUAUCAAGUCGGAGACGAUCAAAGGGACAACAGAGGACUCCUCUAAAAAGGUUAAGGGCGUUGUCUCCGGAGAAACUGCAGAAGAUUCCUCCGGUAAGUCCAGGGAGGAUAUUGCACAACAUUCUCUGGGAAAAACCAACAAGGCUGUCUCGGGAGAAACCGCAGAGAACAUAUCCGGUAAGAGCAAGGAGGUUGUUUCCGGAAAAUCCACAAAGGACACCAAAGGUUCCACUAAAGUCAAGAGAGGUGUCUCUGGGGAGACCGAGGAGGUUUCCUCCGGAAUGGUCAGGCAAGCUGUCUCUGGAGAAACCGCAGAGAACAUAUCCGAUAAGAGCAAGGAGGUUGUCUCCGGAAAAUCCACAAAGGACACCAAAGGUUCCACUAAAGUCAAGAGAGGUGUCUCUGGGGAGACCGAGGAGGUUUCCUCCGGAAUGGUCAGGCAAGCUGUCUCUGGAGAAACCGCAGAGGAUACCAUGAAGACUAUGAUGAAUUUCUCUGGAGAGACAGAAGAACUCUUCCGGAAAAUCUAAAGAAUCUUUCUCUGGGGAGAUCUCAGAAGAUAAAUAUUAAAAGCAUCUCCGGAUCUCAGAAGACAGCUCUUCAAUAAAACUAACUAGGGCUAUUAAUAAAUGUAACCCGAAAAUAUUAUAAA